CAUGCAGCCGUCCAAGUUUUGCUUUUCUCCUGUAGGAAGCGGCUGGCUAUAGCUGUCGUGCUUUGACAGAUCUCUAAAGAGAGCUGGAACUUUUGUAGGAGGUACCCUUUCCAAAUGCAGCUCUGUUUGUGAAACUCAUUUAAGUCCUCAGGAGGCGAGUUAACGGUGGAUCUGUUCGUCAUGAGUUUUGCCGAACUCCUAGACAGCAUUGGCGGCAUGGGCCGCUUUCAAAUCAUCCAUGUCGCUUUGCUUGUUAUCCCUGUUUUAAUGACAGCCUCUCAUAACCUCCUGCAGAAUUUUUCUGCUGCUGUCCCAGGACACCACUGCCAGAUCCAUGUCACUGCCAACAGCACGGGUGGUACAAACAUGACUCAAAGGCUGAGCACCAAAGAUCUCUUGAGGAUCUCCAUCCCCAUGGAUGGGGACUGGGAGCCGGAGAAGUGUCGCCGGUUCAUCACCACCCAGUGGCAGCUCCUAAAUCCCAAUGCCACCAUCGCAAACGAGACAGAGAUGGAAACAGAGCCAUGCACGGAUGGGUGGACCUACGACAAGAGCAUCUUCACCAACACCAUCAUUAUGGAGUGGGACCUGGUGUGUAACCUGCGGACGCUCGGACAGAUGGCUCAGUCAAUUUACAUGGCUGGGGUGCUGGUGGGAGCGCUUGUGUUUGGAAGCUUAGCAGACAGGUUCGGGCGGAAGGCUCUCCUGAGCUGGUCUUACCUGCAGAUGGCUGUCUCGGGCACCUGCACCGCCUUCUCGCCCAAUUUCACCACAUACUGCAUCUUCCGCUUCCUGGUCGGGAUGGCCCUUUCUGGGAUCAUCCUCAACUGUAUGUCACUGGCUCUAGUGUUAACCCCUCUGGCGUGGGUGGCUUCCUUUCCAGUUGUUGAGUGGGUGCCAACCAAUGUACGGACCAUAGCCGGCACAGUGGUGGGAUACUGCGCUACCAUUGGGCAGAUUAUUCUUGCAGGCUUGGCAUAUGCCCUCCCGGACUGGCGCUGGUUACAAUUCACCGCAUCAAUGCCCUUCUUCAUCUUCUUUCUCUACUCCUGGUGGUUUGCAGAGUCCGCUCGCUGGCUGGUUCUAUCAGGAAAACCGGACCGAGCAGUGCAGGUGCUUAAGAAAGUUGCUCAGAUAAAUAGAAAAAAAGAAGAAGGAGACAAGCUUGAUACUGAGGUCUUGAAAUCCAACAUGCAGAAGGAAAUGGCCUUGGCACAAUCUUCCUACACGUUGUACAGUUUGGUCCGCACACCCAACGUACGCAGGAUAUCCUGCUGCAUAUCUAGUGUCUGGUUUGCCACCAGCUUUGCCUUCUAUGGCUUGGCCAUGGACCUGCAGCACUUCGGCUUCAACAUUUAUCUCAUCCAGGUGGCUUUUGGCUCCAUUGACAUCCCAGCCAAGCUGGGCGCUGCCAUCGGGAUGAGCUUCAUCGGCCGGCGCUUCACCCAGGCAGCUUCCGUCAUCCUGGCAGGGCUGGCGAUCCUGGCCAACAUAUUUGUGCCACGAGAGCUGAAGGCCUUACGUACAUCCCUGGCAGUGCUUGGAAAAGGAUGCUUAGCCUCUUCCUUUAACUGUUUGUACCUCUACACCGGCGAGCUGUACCCAACAGUCAUCAGACAGACCGGCAUGGGGCUUGGAAGCACCAUGGCUCGCGUGGGCGGCAUAGUAGCUCCGGUGGUAAGGGUGACGGGGGAAUAUUUCCCAUACUUCCCACCAAUUAUAUAUGGGACAGCUCCUAUAAUCUCAGGCAUCGCUGCUAUAUUCCUGCCAGAGACUCUCAAUGUGCCAUUGCCUGACACCAUAGAAGAAGUGGAGAGAGGGGAAAGGGCCAGAGACCUAAAGAAUGACGAGCAAAAGGAGAAGAUUCUUCUGCAGACAAUGGGGCCAGCAAUGCUGCAGGAAGCCUGAUGGUGUGAUGCAAGAGGGGGCCCCUUGGGUUAGGUAGUCCUCUGCUCAAAGUGUCACCCAUGUUUCUGUACACGGCAGUACACUCACAGGGCCUGGCUCUGUGCAGUGCUGCAGAGCAGAGAGAGGUUGCAGGGGAGUCAUAACAAAUAAAUGGCAGAUUCCUCAAUCUUUGACGUAUCUCUCACACACACACACACACACGUGUGUGCGCACACUCGGAUACUCGCACUCAUAUAUACACGUACACUGACUCGUGUGUAUGUUCACACUUACACUCAUGCAUACACCCAGUCCCAUUCACACCCUCUCACACAUACACGCUCAUUCACUCAGGCAGACGUUCUCACACACUCGCAACAAACACACAGGUCUGCACUGUUAGAAGGCUCCCUCCCUUUCCACUACAGCUGAUUAACACUCGACCUCCUGCCAUCUGACAAUAAGUUGGUUCCCAACCCAAAUCUCAUCAACAGCUGUGUUUUAUGGAAAACUCACCCUAUAAAUCUAAUGGCUGUGGAUGGAAUGUGUUUCAUUCAGCUCCCAUUGUAGAGAGGCCCAUGGCCAUUUUUCACAUACCUGAAUACCGGAGCCCUUGGGUCAGAGUAAAUGUUUAAACAAUUUCAA
Messenger RNA from Malaclemys terrapin pileata, 2532 nucleotides. RefSeq names its product solute carrier family 22 member 6-A-like. Gene Ontology annotation, biological process: transmembrane transport. Gene Ontology annotation, cellular component: membrane. The coding region runs from base 181 to 1908 and encodes 575 amino acids. Gene Ontology annotation, molecular function: transmembrane transporter activity. NCBI's taxonomy places the organism in Eukaryota, Metazoa, Chordata, Testudines, Emydidae. The transcript has 10 exons. The record is from RefSeq and is a predicted model, not a curated record.